AUGAGAAUUUUAUUUUAUCAAUAUACAUUAAUACUUUCAAUAAGUGCAGUUAUAUAUAAAAUAGAUUAAAUUACAGCAGUCAAAAGGCUAGUGGUUAAUUGGAAUUAAUAAAGUUUGUUAAUAGGAAGCUUUUCAAAAUAUGUACCUUUCAAUAAUUUUGAAAGCUUAGGCGAAAUUUCUAGAAGUGAAACUAAUUCUCAAUUAAUUUAUGCUGGUCUUGAUUUAGAUAAUUAGAAUACAAGGCUUCUGCAUUUUGUAUCAUUUGAUGAGCAAAAUAAAUAAAUUAAGCAUGUAAUAAAAAUUUAGACAUUAUCACAAUAAAUUUAAGAAGAAUUUAUAGUGGACAAUUAAAAUUAUGAAGGACUAUGGAUAGCUCAAUACUUGUACUUUAAGGGGUAAUAAUUGAUGGUUGGCAUUAAAUAAUAAAAUGGAUUUCAAUAAAAAUAAAUUUCUUCUGAUUAAUUUACACAGAAUUAGUUUCUUUUAAUUCUUGGUGGUAGUUUGAAGGUAUAUAAUAAUUUUAUUUUAGAUCCUAGAUACAAUUCCAAAUUAAACUCUUCUAUUAAGCAGUUUUCCAGGAAGCUUGACUUUUUUUUUAGAAUAAGAUCUUUCAAUUUUAGAUGAUAUCAAUUUUAUCGAGAAAUGUUUCCCACAAUAAAAUGAUUAGUUAUCUGAUUACUUUUCUAAUGACGAGGGUAUGUACACAGAAUUUUAAACUGAAAAUGAGUAUGUGAAUUCAUUCUUUUUAUAAUUUUGGAUGAAAAUAAUACCAUCAAAAUUAUCCUUGAAUCACAUUUUAAGAUUGUCUAUAAAUAAAUCCUCUAAUUUUAUAGGGUAAAUAGGCAGCAAUAGUGUUAUUAUUAAUUAUGAAUAUUAGUAAGAGGAUUUGUUUUAUUAUGUUGAAUAUUAUUCAUAUGAAUUCCCAAUAGUAAAUCCAUCUUAAGAGAAUCCUUACAAAUAGUUUAUUUAGGAAUCCAUUUCAUAUGAAUUUAUAACUGAUUGGCAUUUAAUUUAAGUGAAGUACAUUGAGAAAAAACUAAUGGUUUAAUUAGAGAAUUUCAUAUUAAAAGAGUAAAAAAUAAAGAUCUUUGAUAAUGUAAAUUAAUUUACAAAUACAAAAAUGAAGAUUUAUUUCGGAGGAAAUGAAUAUGAAAUAAGUAACAACAAAAUAGAAAUUGCAUCUGUCAUAUAUGAAAAUUGUUUAGACAAAAAUCAAUAAAUAUAAUAUUGCCAUUAUAGCUGUAAGACUUGUUUUGGACCAUUUAGAUAUUAAUGCUUGAGUUGUUCGGAUCAUUAGAAUAGGAUAUAUGAUCCUAUUAAAAAGAGUUGUAAUUGCUAACUAUGGUAUUAUGAAAAUUAGGCUGAUCAUAUUUGUAUGGGAUAAGAAUAGAAAUAGUACAUAGAAACAAUAGAAUAUCUUAAGAACGAUCCUAGUUAUGAUGAAAAUGAGUAAUUCAGAACAUGUGCUUUUGGUUAUUUUUUAUACAAAGAUGAGUGUAUUUAAUGGUAUGAAUUAAAAAUCAUCAUAGUCCAGCGGCCUCAUAAAAACAUUUAAUUUCUUGCAUUACAUGCUUGAUAGAUCCUGAUAAUUGGAUUUAUUAUGGUUAUUGUGAUAGUUAAUAUCUUGAAACACAAGGAAUUGAAAACGCUGUGUUUUAUUACUUUAGGUCGAAUAAAUUUGAUCCAUAGAGAUAAUUUAUUUUAAUAGAUAAUUAAUUAUCGUCAUGUGGAUUUUGUAGUAGUUGCGAAAGUUUGAAUGAAUAUAAUUAAGAUAGGUGUUUUUUAUAUCCUUUUAAAAAUUUAGAUCAACCUUAUUACAUAUCAUGUAGCUUUGGAUAUGAUGCUGAAACUUAUCAAUGCAAGUUUAAUCCGGAUCCGUAUUUUUUUGUGUAAUGCGAAGAAAAUUGUGGAGCAUGUGAUUUUACUGGUAGUUGCAAAUAUUGUAUAAAUCCAACCGAAUAUUUCUUUACUUGGGAAAGAAAAUGUAGACGAUGCAAAGUAAAAAAUUGCAAAUAUUGUUUCUAAUAUAACAGAUAUGACCAUAGCUAAGUAUCAGUGAAUUCAGACAUAGCUCAAGUUCUAAUUUCAAAAAAUGAAGAAGAUUACAUUAUGGCAUGUGCUCUAUGUAAUUAAGGUUACGUAUUCAAUUUUUAGAUAAAUGAAUGCGUAUUAAAAUAAAUAAAUUAUCCUUGCAUUAAUGGUUAUAUAAAUGAGGAUUUGCAAUUUGUUUGCACAAAUAAUUUAGGAAUCUUCAAUUAACAAGAAAACAAUCUUGUUUCAGAAUUUCAUGAUUGCUUUAAAUAUUUUCUUAAUUGCUUAUCUUGUAUUUAAGAUAGUUUUAAGAUGUUGUAUUGUAUCACUUGCAUUGAUGGAUAUUAUUUAGAUUAUCACAAUGGUCUUUGUAUGCCUUGUGAAGAUAAAUUCCGAAAUUCGAGUAAAUGCAGUAUUGAAACUUCAACCUAUGAUUCUUGGAAAUAUGAUUUAGUCAGCUUUUAUUUGAAUUUUAUACCAAAUAGUACUCCUAUAUAGGUGAUUGGAUUAUAUUAUAUAACUAAUUAUAUACUUAUAGAAUGCAAAGAAGGCUAUAUUGAUGCUUAAUCAAAUUGUAUUCAAAAGAUGGAGUCUAAUUGUAUUGUUUGGAGUCAAAAAGGUGAAUGUUCUAAAUGUUAAAAUUUAGACCAAGAGAAUGAUGCUUAAUCCUUUUUUGAUAAUAAAUGUUAAAUAUGUCCUUAUCCAUGUAGAUUUUGUCUUCCUAUAUCUGAUUCUAAGAUUUAUGAAAUAAAUCCGUAUUUUAUCAUUAAUUCGGAUUCUAAGGCCUAAACAUAUAAGUGUUUGCUAAAUUUAAAUCAAAAUGAAUCAUUUAUUCAUCAAUAAUCUGGGUAAUAAAUGCCAAAGGACACAAACAACAAAAAAAUAUUACGUACAAUACAACAACCAGAAUUUCCAAAUUCUCCUACAUCUAAUGCUUAAAACUAUAUUGAUUUAGAAUAUUUAAAAAGAAGAAAGGUAACUACUUAUAUCGAUAAUUAUAAUGCAUUCAGACAAGAAGACCCUAUAAACUUAAGAUCAGUACUGUUUUUUCUUUUUAAUUCUACUGUUUUAUACGAUGGGUUUAAUGAAACCUUUCAUGAAAAAUAGAUUUCCAUCUAUAAUUAAACAACAGUCACUUUAUAAAAUGUUAAAUUUUUCUCUUAAAAAAACCUCGUUAUCAUUUCUUCUAUACUAGGUGUUAGUAUUUACAUUAAUAAUAUUACUUUACUCAACUAAAUAAGAGAUAGCCCAAUAUUAAUAAUAACAAAUUUUACGCACUUACUUUUCUCAAAAUUAGAAGCAUAUGAUUUGACUUUCUCAGAUGCCUCUCUCCUUAAUUUAAACAAAAAUGACAAUUUAACUAAAUUUUAUCCUUUAGUAAUUCAGGAGAUUAUUUUAAAAAACUGUGUCUUUAAAAAUAGUUCUUUAAUAUCUCUUUCUUCAAAGUUUUAAUCAAUUGAAUAGAUUAUAAUCAAUAAAAUAAUUCUAGAUAAUUGUUCCUUUGAGAAUUUUGAAUUAAUUAAACUGGAAGGUCAGUUCAUAGUUGUUAAUAAUUUUGUAUUAGAAAACCUAAAAAUUGUUAGUUCUAAUUUUACAAAUAGUUAAUUUUUAUUAAUUCAAAAUACUAACUUUAGUUUGCUAGGUGGAAUAAUUUUACAAGGUUGCAAACUGAGUUAAACUACAUUAAUAUCACUCAACCCAUAUAGCACAUUAAAAAAAAUAUAAUUUCUUAAUACUUAUUUGGAUAAUUCAGUUUUCUUAUUUUAUACUGAAACUAUUAAGUUUGGAUACAUACAUAAAAUAGAUGACAUUUAUAUGGAGGAUAUCUUAAUUUAUGGUAUGAAUCCAAUCAAAAUUUCUCAGAACUUACAUGAAUCUUCCUCAAUUGAAUUGAAUAAAAUUACAUUAAGUUAAAUAAAAUUUAAUUAUCCUCUUUAAAAUUUCAUGCAGGAAAAUAGAGCAAUUUGUAUAUUCGAUUUAUCGAGCAAUAACAUAGAUAUAUCCCUACUAAGGAAUGAUUAGAUCAAUAAUUUUUGGAUUUUGUGUAUUAACAACUCAAACGUAAUUAAUAUAGAUAAUAUUCAAAUAAAUUCAAUUCAAGUAUUUUCAUCUGAUUCAAUUGAAAACACUUCAAAAUCGAGUCUAAGUCCCUUAAACUCGGGAUUACUUUAUUUAAAAUAAGUGCUAACAGCUACUUUUUCAAACAUUAUUAUAAGAUCUUAGAGUCUAAUUGAUUCAUCUAUGAUUUAUAUCAAUUCAAAGAAUGAACAAUAAAUAAAAACUCAAUCACUUUCAUUUUCAAAUAUUGUAUUUGAAAAUAAUAUGUUGGUUAAAACCUAAAGCUUUUCAAUAACUACUCUACUCUAUCUAGAAUUUGAAGGUAAAUGUAUUAUAUAGAUUUCUGAUAUCACUUUUAUUAGAAAUUAUGUAUUACAUAAAAUUUUCGAUUGCUUUACAAUAUCCCCAAGCCUUAUUUGCAUAAUAGCCUAAUCUUUGGCUUAAUUAAAAAAUGCUAUAUUUAAAGAAAAUGAAUAUGUGAAUUCUUGCUUUUCAUCAUUAUAUAUCAAAUCAUCAGAAAUUUAAAUGGAAUUUAUUAAGGCGUAAGGUAUUAAUGUAUUUGAUUUUGAUUUAACAAGAUAUUUGUCUUCAAAUAAUAAUUUUAACUAUGGAGGUUUCUCCUAUUUAUAAGGUUCCUAAAUUACAAUUUUCAAUUCAAAUUUUGAAAAUGCAUUGGUUUAAGAAACUGCCUAUUUUAAUGUUUAUCUAUAAAAUGAAGGUAAUAUGAUUAUUAAUAAUACUACAAUUAGUAGUAUAAUAGUUUCAACUACGUUAGAUAAUAAUUAUAAUGAAGCAUUAUUUGUGAUUGACAGUACGAAUUCAAAUCUAAAUAUUGACAUCAAUAAUAUGUAAUUUUAGAAUAUUCUAAGUCGAUAUACAUCUGGUAUCUUAAAAAUUAAUCCCUCCAAAAGUAAAAACUAACUUAGGUUAAAUAAUAUUGUUGUAGAAAAUGUUUUAUCUAAAGAACAAUACUUUUUAGAUUUGAUUUGCACAAAUAAUGUUGAUAAUUCAGUAGAGAUUUCUGACUUUUCUUUGACCUUAGAAAAAACCUUUUUUAAGAAGUACCAUGAAUUUGUUUAUAUUGAUGAUAAUCCCAACUAAUUAUCUUAAAUAGAUAUUUAAGGAAUGAUUGUAAUUACUAAUAGGUAUGAUUAAACUAAUAAAUAUGUAGCUCAAUAAUAUUGUCAAGGUUGCAUUUUAGUGGUUUUGCUCCAAUUACAAUUUUAUGUCUAGAAGAUGCUCCAAAAGUUAUUAUCAAUCUUCUAGUUUUUGAAUAAAUAGAAGUAGCAACACAAAAGCUUAAUAUUAUAAAUCACUAAUAUUCUGGAAACUAAUCAAAAAUAAUCAACAUGUACCUUUGUUAAUUGGUAAUAAAAGACACACAUCAAAAUCCUAUGAUUCAUGUAGAAUCUUUCUUUGAAAUCUAAUAAAAUUUUCCUAAGAAAUUAAUUCUAAGAGACUUUCUAAUUGUUAAUAAUACAUGUUCGACUUGUCCAAGUGGGUUGAUUUGCUUCAAAUAGAUUAAAAACCUUUUUCUUAAUAAUUUGAUAUUCUACUAUAAUCAAUGUGGAUUAUUGUCUUGUUUGGUGCUUAAUCAUGUGAAUCAGAGUGUUAUCUUAAAAAAGAGUAGAUUUAUUAAGAAUUCUGGAACUCAUGGAGGAGCUAUCAAUGUAUAAGUUAAUAAAAUAGAGAUGACCAAUAUUUUGUUUAUGUAAAAUUCUGCUGAAAAUGGUGGGGCUCUAUAUUCAUAAUCUUCUUUUACGAAAUUAGAGACAUUAAUAUCAGAUUUAUAUCUAAUUAAAAAUACUGCUGAUUUUGGAGGAGCUAUUUAUUUAGAAAAUCGCAAUUUUAAACAAGAGGAAUUGUUGAAAGCUUAUUUAAUAGAAAAUAAAGGGAAAACUUAUGUAGACAAUAUCAAAGAAGACCCAUCCCAACUCAAAUUAUCCAUUUUUAACUAAGAAUUGGAUACCAAAUCAAUAGCUAAUAUGGGAUAACCUGACUUUGAAAAAUAUAAACUUAAAACCAAUACCAUUUACAUUCCAAGUGGACAAUAAAUUAGUAAUUAUAGUAUUCAGGAUUUAGAAAAGCAAGUUUUCUAAAUCUACAAUUUAAAUCCAAAAUUAUAUGCUAUCAAUAACUUAGGAGAAAAAUAAAUCAAUUUAUAGGGAUAUUAAUGUGUAUUAAAAAAAUUAAAUGAAGAUGGAAUAUUAUAUUCAAAUCAAGAAUAAAUAAUACCUUUUGAUUUGGAGAGCUAAUCUUUUGAUUUUUCAAAUUUAAUUAUAAGUCUAGAUCCUUAUUUGAAAUCUGAAACCAUUUUUGUUUUUGAUUGCAAUUGCUUUAAUGAGUCUUAAUAUAAGUUUUAUUUAAGUGUUAAGUCUUUUCCUUGUUAAAUAGGAGAAUUUUAUUAUUUUACUCAAUGUAUGAAAUGUGACGAAUCUAAAGGAUUUUAUUCAGUUGAACCUAGAGCUACUUUUUGUUAAAAAAUAGACCCAAAUAUCAUUCAAGCUAAUACAGCAAGUGAUAUCUAGUUAUAACCAGGAUUUUGGAGGUCUAAUUAUAGAAGCAAAUUUAUCAAUAAAUGCACAAGAUAGAAGACCUUAUGUCUUGGAGGUUGGAAGCCUGGCGAUGAAUCUUGUAGUCUAGGUUACAUUGGAGCAUUAUGUGAGGAGUGUGAUAUAUACAACAUCAAAGGAGAUGGCCAGUAUUUUAAAAAUAGGAACAGUAAAUGUGUUUUUUGCAGUGAAUUCGGAUUAUCUAUAUUCAUAUCACUGUUAUUUGGAUCAUUGUAUUAAUGUUCAUUAUUUAUUUAGAACCAUAGGUUCAAUGAUACUUACUGUAAGCAGUGUAAACACCAUUUUUAAAAGCUUUCUUAAAUUUAAAUUAACCUCUAAACAUUAUAAGAUUUUAUUUAAUCAUAGCUUAGGUAAAAAUUAAUUAUAUUUAGACUAAUCUGCUGCCUUAAUUAAAACAGUUGUCAAUUACUUUUAGAUUUUAGUCAGAAUUAAAUCAUUUCAUUUAGAACUCUAUUUUAAUAUUAUCGAUGUACUUACUCCUCUAAGUAAUCCUAUUAGCACAUAAUCCUAUACUUAUGAAUGCUUUUUAAGUCAACAAACAGAAUUAUAGAUUAUAUACAUUAGUCUCAUUAUUAACUUGUUGGCACCAAUCUUUUUCUAUUUUAUAUUUUUAUCUAUAUACUUAAUUUUGAUAUAGAAAAAGAUGCUAAAAUUGACACCAACUAUUUAUGCAACUGCCAUAUUUUAUUUAUUUUUUUAUGCUCAACCAAACAUCAUUCUAGAAUUAGGAGAAUUGAUUACUGCGAGAAAUAUAUCUGAAAUUUCAUACAUAAAUCGAAAUGUCUCUAUACUUUACUUUACAAGCACUCAUAUUUCUUGGGUCUUAUUUUUUAUAACCCCAAUUUUAUUGAUAACUGGUAUCAUAAUCCCUAUGAUAUUAUUCCUCAUAUUAUAUAACAAAAGAUACAAUCUUAAUCAAGAAAAAGUCAGGAAAAUAUGGGGAUACAUAUUUAAUGAUUAUAAGGAAUCUUCAUUUUAUUGGGAAAUUUUUAGAGUAUCUGAAAGAGAAAUUUUAUUGUUAUCUCUCAUCAUAUUUGAGGAAUAAAUUGAAAUUAAAGUUAUUUUAACAUUUUUGAUAUUGUUUUUGUAUCACGUUAUUGUUUUAAACAAAAAACCUUUUAAUAUGGAAACAUUAAAUCGAUUUGAAUAAAAGUGCAUUACAUUAUCCAGUUUGAUUUUUCUGAUUUGUGGAAUUAAAUAUCAAGUUUAGAUAUUAUAAAUACCAUCAAUUGAUUUCAUUUUGCAAACAUUACUACUAAUUGUAUUCAUCAUAUUUUUUUACAUUUUAAUAAAACAAACAAUUUCAACAUACUAUCAGAAGUAUACUGAUAGAUUAGAUGGUAUUAGGAAAAGUAUAUUAUAAAGAUUCCCAAAAAUCUUAAAAAUAUGCCCUUUUUUGAGAGAUUAUCUUAAAUUAAGAGGCUAAAUAUAGAUCAAAAUUAAGUCAAGAGUUAAAUUAAUUAAGGAAUCUUUACUCAUGAAUAAAGGAGAAAAUAUAAUGUCAAGUUAGCAUCAAAAUCUACUAUCAUGUUCCUUGUAAAAAAGCAUUUAUCCUGAAGAAUAACCUUUAAAUUUUUCAAAUCUUUAGCCAUAUUAAAAAAAAAAUAACGAAAAAGAUAAAUCACAGUUUGUAAAAGAUUUAGUUCCUUUUAUUUGA
Molecule: messenger RNA, 8319 nt
Organism: Paramecium octaurelia
Lineage: Eukaryota; Ciliophora; Oligohymenophorea; Peniculida; Parameciidae
Source: the annotation of a GenBank genome assembly